UCCACAGCUCGGGUGGAGCGGGGCAGCCGCUUCCCGCCCCGGGCGAGAAGAGAGGCAGCGGCCAACUACGGGGCCGGGACUUGCGAGACCCGCAACCGGUGCGAAUGACCCCUCGCGGGCUGCGGGAGACUGCGGGCUGGGACGGAUCCAUGAACAACAGGUGAGCCCUCUGCUGAGGGAAGGAACAGUCUGUGCUCCCAGGUCAGGGAAACAUGUCCCGUCGGAAACAGACCACUCCUAACAAAGUUCACUGGGAGCAAGUCUUUGCAGGGCUGGAGGAGCAAGCCCGACAAGCCAUGAUGAAAACCAACUUUCCUGGAGCUCUUGGUGACCAAAGGCCAGCCAUUUGUCAACUGCAAGACCCUGACUCCAGCAGCAGUGACAGUGAUGAUGAGGAAACCACACAGGAUGAAGUUUCUUCACAUACCUCUGAGGAGGAUGGCUCAGUGGUGAAAGUAAAGAAAGAGUUAGAGAAUGCCGAACAACCUGUGGCUGGUGCCCCACUGAUGGGAGAAAAUGAGGUGCCUGAGAGUUUGAAUGCUGAUCCUAUGCUGGGACUGUCACAGUGCCCCCUCUGCCAUCUGGAGUGUGGAGGCAGAGAGCAGCUCAUCACUCAUGUGUACCAGCACAGUGCGGCAGUGGUGAGCGCCAAGAGCUACAUGUGCCCUGUAUGCGGCAGAGCCCUCAGCUCACCAGGAUCCCUCGGGCGACAUCUCCUGAUCCACUCAGAGGACCAGCUGUCCAACUGUGCUGUGUGUGGGGCACGCUUCACCAGCCACGCCACGUUCAACAGUGCAAAGCUGCCGGAGAUGCUCAACGCUGACCGACUGCCAGCUCCACAGAGCCAGGGCCCCUCCAGUGCUGAAGGGAAGGACGUUGCCUUUCACCCCACUGUGUACCCUGCAGCCAUCCUGCUGGUGUGCAACAACUGCGCAGCAUACCGCAGGCUGCUGGAGGCGCAGGCGCCCGGUGUGCGCAAGUGGGCUCUGCGGCGGCAGAACGAGCCCCUGGAGGUGCGGCUGCAGCGGCUGGAGCGUGAGCGCACGGCCAAGAAGAGCCGGCGGGACAACGAGACGCCUGAAGAGCGGGAAGUGAGACGCAUGCGGGAUCGGGAAGCCAAGCGCCUGCAGCGCAUGCAGGAGACGGAUGAGCAGCGGGCACGGCGGCUGCAGAGGGACCGGGAAGCCAUGAGACUGAAACGCGCCAAUGAGACCCCAGAGAAACGCCAGGCCCGGCUCAUCCGGGAGCGUGAGGCCAAGAGGCUCAAGCGGCGCCUGGAGAAAAUGGACAUGAUGCUCCGGGCACAGUUUGGCCAAGACCCCUCUGCCAUGGCUGCUUUGGCAGCUGAAAUGAACUUCUUCCAGCUACCAGUGAGCAGUGUGGAGCUGGAGAGCCAGCUGCUGGGCAAAAUGACCUUUGAGGAGCAGAGCAACAGUGCGCUGCAUUAAGCUACAGCCAAGGACCAUGCCACUUCUGCUGUAUGGGCACACAUUGGUAGCUUCUCCUCUCAGGAGACUGCUGUGUGUCCCUGACUAACGCCCUGACAGACAGUUCUGGCUUUCUCCUGAGCACAGGAGGGGAACAGCUGAGGGGUGCCUGCCAACGUAUCCCUGGUUGAAGCAGAUUCUGAGGAUACACUCUGCUCUGCAGACCAAGUCACUGCUUGUGAACAGAAGGAAAAUAAAUUAAUGCUCAUGUUUA
Molecule: messenger RNA, 1701 nt
Organism: Neopsephotus bourkii (Bourke's parrot)
Lineage: Eukaryota; Metazoa; Chordata; Aves; Psittaciformes; Psittacidae
Gene: ZNF821
Product: zinc finger protein 821
Exons: 7
Coding region: 213-1448 (411 amino acids)
Biological process (GO): regulation of transcription by RNA polymerase II
Cellular component (GO): nucleus
Molecular function (GO): DNA-binding transcription factor activity, RNA polymerase II-specific; RNA polymerase II cis-regulatory region sequence-specific DNA binding
Source: RefSeq, a predicted model, not a curated record